Messenger RNA from Dibothriocephalus latus, 423 nucleotides. The record is from the annotation of a GenBank genome assembly. Lineage: Eukaryota; Metazoa; Platyhelminthes; Cestoda; Diphyllobothriidea; Diphyllobothriidae.
AUGGGGAAGUCGAAGAAUCAAAAUGUCGGCCUGAACGCGAAGUGUUUCGGUGGCAGCAACUGGCCGAUGACAGAACCGGAUGGCAUUGAGGGUAAUGCGCAAUGGGUAAACGGGCCUUUUAUUCUCCUCACACUUGUUGGGUCUCCGUACCUGGAUGAUACAACACCAUCGCAAGCUCCGCAGAAAAUGAAAAGACAAAUUAUGAUAGACACCUCUCAGAGCCCAGAUAAUUGGCUCCCGAAUAUUUGUCAACUGGAGCACCUUCAAUGCUUAAACAUGGGAUUUUGUGAUCUGGAUGAACGCACAGCUCUAAAUCUUGCAAGAAACGCUCCUGUGGAUCUACGACAUCUAAACUUGGAAGGUUGUACGAUUAUCGAUGUAAGUGCUCCAACCCAUGAAGUACCCUUUCCCUUCCUAGCAUAA